Hylaeus volcanicus is the source of this 2284-nucleotide messenger RNA. It is a transcript of the gene tan, whose product is annotated as beta-alanyl-dopamine/carcinine hydrolase. Bases 249 to 1466 code for a protein of 405 amino acids. Lineage: Eukaryota; Metazoa; Arthropoda; Insecta; Hymenoptera; Colletidae. The record is from RefSeq and is a predicted model, not a curated record. The transcript is spliced from 8 exons.
AUUAGACAGACUUACAGUGUUCGUAGCGGAGACGCCGAUCGUGAACCGUCAGUUGCGCGACGUUCAUCGCGGUUUCAACCACGUCUACGAUUAUUUCUUUCCAAUUAUUUUACUUUUUUUUUUUUGUUAUAAAUGUUCAUAUUUGGAUAGUUGAUAUCGCGACACGUGCAACCUAUUCACACGAAAAGCGUAAAACCGUCGCGUUAAAAGAGUGAAAGAUUCACGCGUCCAAGUAACCGCAGACGAGGAUGGUUGAUCAAAGUAUGACUACGCUGGAAUAUUCUUCCGAGAACAUGAUCGAGUCGAAGAAUAUUGGGAGGAGGCAGACAGUUCCCGUAAUUCAUACCAGAGGCACUCAUUACGACAUUGGCUUCGAUAUCGGCCGUACAUUUUCCGGAUUGAUUCAACGGUACGUUAACGUAUAUCGACCGCUCAAUGAAACGUACUUACCGCUUUACGAGACCGCUGUUGGCAACAAGAUUUACCAGGAAACUCUGAGCUGCGUACAACAGCAAUUUCCCGGUUACCUUAGGGAAAUCCAAGGAACGUCCGACGGAGCCAACGUUCCUUUUCAUAAGCUGUUUUUGAUGCAUUUGGACGACAUUGUACCAAACGUAGCAAACGGAGGAGCACAAGGGAACGAGUUACCGGUCGGUUGUUCGACCAUUAUAUGUAAUCAGCCAGGACAGGAAAUUUUAGGACAUAACGAAGACGCGCUUAGCGAAACUUUAAAUUAUUGGUAUCUGGUUUCCGCGCACGUGCUUGAACCAGGCUGCAAAGAGGAAAAAUUCACGUCUUUGAGCUAUGCCGGCUUUUUGCCAGGAUACACGAUGGGUUACAAUUAUCACGGUCUCGUUUAUACCAUCAAUACUCUUAGCGCUGCGAAUCUGAGGUCCGGCAAAACGCCUAGGUACUUUAUAACCCGAGGCUUACUUGCCGCUGAGAAUUAUCUGCAAGCUCAACAAAUUUUGAAAAACGACGGUUUCGGUGCGGCCGAAGGAUUCUCGGUAAACAUGACGUUUUUAACGCAACAAGGAGACAGAAUGUUUCACAACGCCGAGAUCGGUCCAUGCAAAAUCGAUGACACGCAAUCCCAAUUGAACAUCUUAACCAUCGGUCCUGGAGAAAAUACCGCCCACUGUAACAAAUAUCUUCGAUUGAACAUUCCAGAAGUCCAAGGUAUCAUUAUAGACAGCAGCGUAAAGAGAAUGGAGGCGAUCUGUAAGCAUCUUCCCGCGAAAUCUCGCGAGGAUGUUGCAAACAUUCUGAGCGAUCAGACGGACAACGAGUACAGAGUUUAUCAGGAAAUUAAAACAGACGACUAUGUGAAAACCAUCGCCACUGGUAUCUUUGACUGCGUAAAGAAAACCUGGUCCAUUUACACGGACAAACCAAAUUCUACGGAUCCGAUACUCGUGAUACCUUUGGAGCUGCACAACCGCGAGACGACCAAUUCUACCUUGUAAACUCGAAUAAAGUUAUCUGCCUUCCUUCCUUCCUUCCUUUCUUCCUUAAAUAAGGAAUUUAAUCGACUUUAUCGACAAUUAUACUUGCUUUCUUUUCGCGUCAACUCGCACACUUGUUUGCGUUUACGCGCGAUACUAGUAUUCGAUGUUUACGUUUCCUCGUCACCAUACUCUUCGCGUAAUUCAAUUUCACCGUUACCUUGAAUCUCGCUAUUUAUUCGUUGUUGUUUGCGUCGUAUAGCUUCGAUCCAAUGCUAGAUCCAAUCCCCGGAUGCGACCCGGGGACGUAAUCGCCCAAUAAAAAAAAAAAUGUAAAUUUCAUUAUUUAACCUACUGUCGAUAAAAAUGAACAGAUUGUAAACAAAUUUAAAAUUCUAUACAAAAUCAUUCGGAUACACUUUCUCAAAAUCCGAAAAAAAAGGGAUUAUCGAUCGAAAACAAAGCUUACGAUGUCAACGUAAAAUUGGCCUUUCGAUCGAAUAAAAGAGUGGAAUCGAAACGGAUCGUACGAUUCAAGGUUUUACAAAAAUAACCAAACAUUUUCCUUCUUCUUUUUAUCACAAAUACCUCACGAUUAAUUGCAAGCUACGCGAAUAACUUCGGUAUAUUAAAUACGAAUCAAUGAUAAUAUUAAUAUCAAUAAUAAUAAGAAUAAUAAUAAGAAUAAGAAUAAGAAUAAUAAUAUGAUUAUAAUACGACAUCGCGAGAAAAAUUCUCUAUGACUGAAUGAAAAAUACAAAGAAUGAGUUGUGUAGUUCGUAAUGAAAAUACGUCGACUUUUUCUGUAGAAAACAAAUAAAGGAUACUUGAUUCAUUUA